AUGCCAUCACUUUCUCUCUUCUCAGCUGGCUCUAACGCCCAAGGGCAGCUAGCAACAGGUAGCGUCGCCGACGCGUACUCCUUCGCCCCAGCAAUCUUUCUCAGAGCUCAACAGGCAGGCGCACUACCACCCGGAAGCUUAGGGAUCUCACAAAUCGCAUGCGGUGCCAAUCACACUCUGGUUCUCAUCGCGUGCGAAGACUCUGCGGAGAGGGAGCUCUGGGGAAGCGGGGACGGGCGCAGAGGCCAGCUCGGACCCUCCUUCUGUGCCGCUUCGAAGACAGUACAGGGGGAGCAGACAGAGGUGGAUAUGGGCCCACUCCCGGUCUUCCGACGGCUGGACCUGCAGCUCGAGGGCGGUGCGCGCGACCUGCGCGGGUACACACCGCGACUUAUCGCGGCGGGUUGGGAGACGUCGUACAUCGUACUCGCUCGUGCAGGGCAGAGCGAUGUGCUCCUGGCCAUGGGGGCGGAUGAUUUCGGUAACCGCGGCGUAGGCGGAAGGGGGAAAGGGAAAGAGAGAGAGGAGCCAUGGCACAUUGUAGAGCUGGAGCGGUUCGUAAACGCUUCGCAAGGCAAGACGAUCCUCACCGUAAAGUCUCUGACGACGGGGCCGCACACCGUUAUUGCUCAAAUCCUGGUCUCAUCCCGGGAUAACGAUUGUCAGGCGCAAGAACUGAUGUUCGGCUGGGGUGCCUCGCGACACGGGCAGCUGGGCGGGGCCGAGCAUAAGCCACCGUCGUUCUACGCCUCUCCUCAUCCUGUCGUCCUUCCUGAAGGUGCUCAGGAACGCGGGAAAGUAGCCGCCUGCGCACUCGGGACGCAGCACACGGUUUUCCUGCACGGGUCCGGACGCCUCUCAGGCAUAGGUUCUAAUCGCAAGGCCCAGCUGCGCGGGAUUGGGACGCUGGAAGGAGUCACUGCCAUCGGGUGCACAUGGAACGGCACAUAUGCUGUAAUGCAUGACGGCUCCUUCGUGGCGACUGGGAGUCAUGUACGGGGCCUAUUAGGUGCAGGCGAGGAGGGCGUGUCAGCGUUGGCCAUGGUGCGAUUCCCGUUCGAGUCGGGCUCGCGUGAACUUCUGAAGAUGGCAUGUGGGAGCGAGCAUGUACUCUGCCUUUUUGCACUGCGUGAUACCGCGACAGAGGUGUGGGGGUGGGGCUGGAAUGAGCACGGCACACUUGGGAUUGGAUCCACGGGGGAUGUCGAAGCGCCUGUGAGGGUAUGGCCGCCCGCUUCCGAGGGUUUGCAUUUAGGUAAGGCGGUAGAUGUAUGGGCUGGCUGCGGGACAAGCUGGAUACUGGUCGAACGAUAG
This is a messenger RNA of Sparassis crispa, 1314 nucleotides long. Its product is annotated as RCC1/BLIP-II. The transcript has a single exon. The record is from RefSeq and is a predicted model, not a curated record. NCBI's taxonomy places the organism in Eukaryota, Fungi, Basidiomycota, Agaricomycetes, Polyporales, Sparassidaceae. The coding region runs from base 1 to 1314 and encodes 437 amino acids.